Molecule: messenger RNA, 552 nt
Organism: Triticum dicoccoides
Lineage: Eukaryota; Viridiplantae; Streptophyta; Magnoliopsida; Poales; Poaceae
Exons: 2
Coding region: 1-552 (183 amino acids)
Source: RefSeq, a predicted model, not a curated record
AUGUAUCCCGUUUUUAUUCCUCAGAAGGACUUGAAAUCAAGGGGGUGCUACAACUUGCAGUGCCCAGGAUAUGUUUCUGCAAGUGGAGCUAAUCUGGUACCUGGACAAGCCAUUGUUCCUCCAUCAAUGUAUGGAAAACAAGACUACUAUGUUAGGCUUAGCCUCAACCAGGAUCCAAAUUCCGAAGAUUGGGUGGUGUACCGUCAUGAUUUAGAAAAACCAUCAUUAUUGGGACAUUUUCCAAAGAAGCUUUGCCCUGGAACACCACGGAUACAAGCCUUGACUGGAUUCGUGAAUUACUUGAAGAAUGCACAUGGUCCUCCAAUGGGUAGUGGCCACUUCCCCGAUCAUUACGACCAUGACAAUAAGAAAUCUGCGUACUUCAAGCACAUUCGGUAUUAUAAUCAAAAUGGUCAUUCUUAUAGCCCGUUUGGCGUUCCAAUGGUCAAGUUAGUUGAUAGGCUAGAUUGUUAUAGAGCAAAUGAUUUAGUUCUUGAUUAUAAGAGGGGUUAUAUGUUCAACUAUGGUGGACCAAGUGGUUGUGUUGGUUGA